UCGGAUUGCUUCGUUGGGAGCCGCCCUACUCGGGCCGUUUUACGUUCCACUUCACGCGCCACCUCCACCAACACCGAGCCCUGUAACCAGUGCCUUCCAGGCGGUUCGUUACUGUCGACAAUUUGUUCGGCGGACAACUGAAGAUGCAUAUUCUCCAGCAAGCGUCUAGCUGGACCCCGCAUCACGCACUAUCCAACCUAACCGCUGCCGCGACUGAAGCAAGAGAAAUGGAGCUGAGCUAACGACAAGCGGAGCCAUGUGCGCGAUUGAGAGACAACUUGUGCGUCCUAGGAUUAGCGGCUGCAUUAUGAGCAGAGAUAAGUUCACAAACAUGCUACAGAAUCAUACGCGAACAAAUGGAGCUUACCAUGAGUGCCACGCAGGGUCCGACUGCAUGAUUGAAGAUCGCUCGUUUCUGGGGAACUAGGACAGCAGCAUGCUGAGUGCUUCACUCCUCCUUUCCUGUGUCAUACUUCUCGUGCGGUUUCGAGCCAGUAUCGUUUACAUCCAAGAGGAUUGCACCCCAAUGUUGAGUGCCAGAAGAUACGCCUUACCGACGGCACUUGCCCAACGAAUACCUGAUCAGAGAACGAACAUGGCGAAAAGCGACAGGUUUUGCAAAAUUGAUUGGCUGACACAAGCUACACAUCUACCAACUGGACUUGCGUGCAUUAUGCAGUCGCGUGUGCACUGGUCGGAAGUCCGGUCGCUAUCCACAGUCGGAUGUACAGAAUACGCGCAAGGCAGAAGAAUUAACGUUGAUCCGCCGCAGGCGACCAGGAGCGCCGACCCCAGUUUUGAUGGACUGGAUGUGGCUAGCGCAAGGCGGGAGAGCAGCACGUUCCUGCACCACAGUUCAGGGUCAUCUUACCGUCUCUGCAGGGUCAGAAUCAGCGCUCCGACUCCGACAUCUUGGACAUGGUGGCUCAUUGUUGGACCAGUCGUGUAACCGCUACACGACGCGUAUACGGCAUUCUGACGGGAACAGUGGAUACGCAAUCUCGCAAGGCAAUGCUGGCAACGCUGCGUACACAGGCGCGAGAAGCGUAUGUGAGACUGGAUCAGGAGCAUCCGGCCGUUACCGGACGUGUUGCUUUUGGGACUCAGCCGAGCCAACCAGUCGUGAUGCUGAGGCACGGCCACAUGUUUCAGAGUUCGAUUGAUGAGAGUUUGUGCGCGCUGGCGCCUUUGGUACACGAUGUGACGGUUCGUGCCGUUGCGACUUCGGGAGGCUGUCUGAAAGUUAUCAUGCGUUUCGGAGCUGCCAUGGUCACUGUUGCUUAUAGUCGAGGCAGGGACUGUCUGUACGAAGCACUGGUACUGAGCUGGUCGCCGCGUCGUUCGUUGAAGGUUCAUCAGAUGUUCAGCACGUUCCCAUUCUAGUAGCCAUGGUGUGU
Molecule: messenger RNA, 1397 nt
Organism: Paraphaeosphaeria sporulosa
Lineage: Eukaryota; Fungi; Ascomycota; Dothideomycetes; Pleosporales; Didymosphaeriaceae
Exons: 2
Coding region: 437-949 (170 amino acids)
Source: RefSeq, a predicted model, not a curated record